Molecule: messenger RNA, 3323 nt
Organism: Pocillopora verrucosa
Lineage: Eukaryota; Metazoa; Cnidaria; Anthozoa; Scleractinia; Pocilloporidae
Product: ubiquitin carboxyl-terminal hydrolase 25
Biological process (GO): regulation of protein stability; protein deubiquitination
Cellular component (GO): cytosol; nucleus
Molecular function (GO): cysteine-type deubiquitinase activity
Source: RefSeq, a predicted model, not a curated record
AUGGCGCCGACCUCGACCCGUUCGAUUCAGAAAGAUAGCAUGUAAUUAUGUUUUGUCAACAUGUGAGUAGAUUACGGCAGCGUUUUGCUGCCAGAUAGCUUUGACAGUAAUGACAGUUGAACACCCAUCAACCGCUAAUAAGGUUAUUGUUAAUACUGAUGAGCUAAAUCAGAUUGUAGAGGCCACGGGUGCUUCCUAUGAUCAAGCCAAUCAAGCCUACAUUGCCAGUGGCAAUGACCUUCAAAGAGCAAUAGCAAUGUUGACAGACACUCAGAAUCCUAAUGCCUCAUUGAAGGGUGUUGCAAACCAAACAGGAACAGGAACACAGACCUUUAUAGGACCGCAAAAUGCUCCUGGCAGACCACAAACUGAUGUAAUUGACCUAACGAAAGAGACAGAAGACUUGGAAUAUGCAAUUGCUCUUAGUUUACGAGAGGCACAGGGUAUAACUGUAGAAGAACAAGAUAUAAGCAGGGUUUUAGAAGCCAGUUUAGCAGAAAAUAAAUCUGGUCUAAAGCGGAAGAGAGGUGAUCCUUGGGUGAGGUUUGUGGAUCCUGUGAAUCCUUAUGAGCGUCAGCGCUUAGAUGGGUGCCCUGUGGGCCUGAAGAAUGUAGGGAACACAUGCUGGUUUAGUGCUGUCAUUCAGUCAUUAUUUCAUCUUCCUGUUUUCCGACGACUGGUUCUCAACUAUACUCCUCCACUGGAUCCUCAGGAAAAACCUGAGGAUGGUUAUCGUGUGUCUUUCAUGACAGAGCUGCGAUUCUUAUUUGCCUUAAUGCUUGGUAGUAAAAGAAAAUAUGUGGAUCCAACCAAAGCUGUACAGAUAUUAAAGGAAGCUCUGAAGUAUAAUGGGAGUGAAAGUAAUCCUGGAAACCAACAGGAUGUCAGUGAAUUCACUCAUAAGUUGCUGGAAUGGCUGGAAGACUCAUUUAAAGUCAACCACAACAACGGCAUUGACGGCAGUCCAAUUAGGAACGGCAAAGACCUAAAUCCUGUGGUCGAAUUGUUUUUUGGCGAGUCUAACGUGGAAGGUGUCUACGAAGGUAAGACCUUCAGCAAGAAGGAAACAUUUGGAGCGUUUCCCCUGCAAGUUCAAGGCUAUGGUGACCUUCAUGACAGCUUAGAAGGAGCUAUGGCUCAAGUAGAGAUUGAACCAGUAGGUCCCGAAGGAUCACAAAAGUCUGGACAGGAGCACUGGUUCACCCGUCUUCCAGUUGUACUCAAGUUCAUGCUCUCUAGAUUCCUGUUCAAUCAAUCCACAGGCAGAGCAGAAAAAAUACAUGAGAGAUUUUUGUUCGACCGAGUUAUCUUCAUGGACCGGUACAUGGAGCCUAACAAGGAAAUAACGAGAACGUACAGAGAAGAGGUGAAGAAAUUAAAAGAACGAAGAGCCAAGCUUAAAGGCAGCCUUGAAAAGUACCUUAAGUACGGUCAAGGUUCCAGACGUUGUCCUAUCCAAGAAGUUCUAGACAGUGCUCUAUCGUUCGUUCAAAGCACUCCUCCAUCAAGCGAUGAACUCGAUUCUGAUGUAGAUGUAGAUAUGAAAACUCCUCUGUCAGGCUCACCCACACCCAUGAGCACCAUGGGAAUGGUGACAGAUGCACACUCACCUACCCCUUCUCCGUGCCCUUUGUCCGAUGUACGGUGGACCCCAGCGCCUCGUCACGUAACAGAAACGGAAGUGGCUGUGCUGGAGGGCUGCCUAAGGCGGUGGAAGCAAGAGAUGGAACAGGAUGCUAAAGAUCUAAACUCCCACCUUCGAGAAACCGAAGACGCCAUUUCCAAUAUUUAUGACGAUGCACAUCUUAAGAAAUUACCGUACCGUCUUCACGCAGUCCUUGUCCACGAAGGUCAAGCUUCAGGCGGCCAUUACUGGGCAUACAUUCAAGAUCCCAGUCAACAGAGAUGGUGUAAGUUCAACGACAUCACAGUCAGUGAAGUCACGUGGGAAGAGGUAUCUCGUGAGUCUCUGGGUAGCUAUCGUAACGUGAGUGCGUACUGCCUCAUGUAUAUUGACGCUCGUCGCGAAGGUUGCAUUGGCGCCGGUGGUAGUAUACAUGAGUUGCCAUUGGACUUGAAGGAGCUUGUUGAUAAAGAUAACGCUGAGUUUGAAAACGAGAUGAGAGAUUGGGACGAGAAACAACUCGCGAAGACGGAAAAUCAAUGUAAAGCGAUAGUUCCCAGACCAGACGUUGUUAUUGAAUCUGAGUCCAGUACGCAGACACACGAUACACCAGAAAAUGAAGAGACCUCCGAUCUGAACUCACUGGCCGAGGCUGCAAGGAGCCUGGGCGUAGAGGAAGCACUGACAAAGUGGUGCAUUGAACAAAGGACCAAUCUGGAGAAGAUCUCGCGAGAGUACUCACCAGACCACCCUGGAGAUGUGCGCCUAGAGCAUUUUGCAAUUUAUUUAAUGAAGUGUAAAGCUCAAGAAAAGACAAUCAGUUUGGCCAUACUGGAACAAGUUGUGGAUGAUAUCAAGACACAGGAGGAGGAUACGCUCCUUCUGGUGAAACAGUGGGGACACAACAGAUUGAAUGCAGAAAGAGAAGGAACAAAUAUUGAAUUCCAGGGUUGGAAAGAGAAAUACAGCCAAUUCCAAAAAGUGAAUUCUUGUUUCCUGACGGGUCUUGAGCAUUUACACAAUUCGAAAUUUCGUGAAGCAUUACCCUAUUUGGUACACGCGUGUACACUGAAUUCCAAGCUUUUCAACCCAGACUUGCCCGGCCAAGCCAUGGACGAGAAACUGCUGGCUCACUACCGGCGCGUUUGCUUUCUCCGUUUGAAUGAGUUGGCAGUAGGGAUGUUUGAGGGUAACGAUUGGAAAUCGGUAUGCGCGGGUCUGGAGCUAGUCAGCGAACUGGUGGUGCCAUGUAUACCUCGACUCAUUGCGUCACAGGAGGCCGACGAUGCCGCCGCUGUGGAACAGGUCAGAAGCUGCUGGUGUAACUUCUUGGGAUUACCUCUUGAUGAUCGCCAUCGUGUCAAACUUGAAGAAUACCUUCCAAAGCUUCUUGAUGUCACAAGUGAAUCUUGCUCUGAAAUCAAAGCACCGCCAAUUAUACGACCAUCAAGCUCACGCGACCUCUGCGAUAGAUUUUUCCGGGCGAUGGAACUGGUACACGCUAAUCCCACUGCUUUUACGACGUAACGAAGCCGCGCCGAACACGAACCGAAACUCUGGGAGACCUUUCCUUCUUCACCAAAGCACAUCGCCUACUUUCUCCUCUUUUCGAGCCAAAAAAAAAAUACAAUUAACAUUUCCGUCCAUUUCUCUCAAUGAAACACGACGAUAGCAUGGUACAAAGUUUCAAUUCUUCAAA